Messenger RNA from Syzygium oleosum, 480 nucleotides. Its product is annotated as acetyl-CoA-benzylalcohol acetyltransferase-like. Lineage: Eukaryota; Viridiplantae; Streptophyta; Magnoliopsida; Myrtales; Myrtaceae. The transcript has a single exon. The record is from RefSeq and is a predicted model, not a curated record. The coding region runs from base 1 to 480 and encodes 159 amino acids.
AUGGUGAACUUGCGUGGAAGGACAGAUCUUCUACCACGCGAGAAUUCGUGCGGCAAUCUCUACACGGUGGUGCACUGGAAGUCUGCGGUCGAGGUGAACGAGCCCGGGUUACAUGGCUUGGUGGGUUCAACGCGAGAUGCAAUAACAACCUCAGUUGCUAAGUUAGUGAAUGCGAUAGACGAGGAGCAUUUGGGCGAGAUGAAGUCGAUGGGACAGUUUCAGGAAGAACUGCGAAAAAGCGACACCAACGUGCUUGCGUUCACCAGCUGGUGUCGGUUUCCGCUGCACCGGGUUGAUUUGGGUUGGGGUGAGCCUGAGUUUGUGAGCAGCUUAUGCUCUCCAUUUGACUCGGUAAUUUUGAUGGAUCACAAGAAAGGUGAUGAUGAUGGUGGAAUUGUGGCACGGGUGAGCUUGACUGAAGACAAGAUGGGUCUUUUCCGUAAACAACAUGACAUUUUAGAAUAUGCUUCCAAUAAGUAG